AUGAACUUCAACGUGACUUUCCACCUUUCCUACAGAUUCCGAUUGCUGUUGCUUUUUACCUUAUGCCUGACAGUGGUUGGGUGGGCCACCAGUAACUACUUUGUGGGUGCUAUUCAAGAGAUUCCUAAAGCAAAGGAUCUUGUGGCUAGUUUGAGCAAGGGUGUCGUUUUAGGGAAGAAAGGAACUGUGACAGAUGAAGCAUUUGUGGAAAAAGCAAAACUUGACAACUGCCCUUCUGUGUCUCCACAUCUCAAAGGCCAGACCAAGCUCGUGUUCAAGCCAGAUCUCACUCUGGAGGAAGUCCAGGCAGAGAACCCCACGGUGCACAGAGGCCGGCAUCGCCCCGAGGAGUGCAGGGCUCUGCAGCGGGUUGCCAUCCUCAUCCCUCACCGGCACAGGGAGAAGCACCUGCUCUACCUGCUGGAGCACCUUCACCCCUUCUUGCAGAGGCAGCAGCUGGACUAUGGCAUCUACGUUAUCCACCAGGCUGGAAGUAAGAAGUUUAAUCGUGCCAAACUCCUGAAUGUGGGCUAUAUAGAAGCUCUCAAAGAUGAAAUUUGGGACUGUUUCAUAUUCCACGAUGUGGACCUGGUACCAGAGAACGAUUUGAACCUUUACAGGUGUGAGGAUCAGCCCAGGCAUCUGGUGGUUGGCAGGAACAGCACGGGGUACAGGUUACGUUACAGUGGAUAUUUUGGGGGUGUUACUGCCCUAAGUCGAGAGCAAUUUUUCAAGGUGAAUGGAUUCUCUAACAACUACUGGGGAUGGGGAGGCGAAGACGAUGACCUCAGACUCAGGGUUGAACUUCAUAGAAUGAAAAUAACCCGGCCACUGCCUGAAGUGGGUAAAUAUACAAUGAUCUUCCACAAGAGAGACCAAGGCAAUGAAGUGAAUAUAGAACGGAUGAAUCUCUUACAUCAGGUGUCGCGUGUCUGGAGAACAGAUGGGUUGAGCAGCUGUGAUUAUAAAUUACUCUCUGUGAAUUACAAUCCUUUGUAUGUCAACAUCACAGUGGAUUUCUGGUCUGAUCCAUGA
Molecule: messenger RNA, 1035 nt
Organism: Rangifer tarandus platyrhynchus (Svalbard reindeer)
Lineage: Eukaryota; Metazoa; Chordata; Mammalia; Artiodactyla; Cervidae
Source: the annotation of a GenBank genome assembly